Planococcus citri (citrus mealybug) is the source of this 2445-nucleotide messenger RNA. RefSeq lists its product as uncharacterized. The coding region runs from base 168 to 2099 and encodes 643 amino acids. The transcript has 4 exons. The record is from RefSeq and is a predicted model, not a curated record. Lineage: Eukaryota; Metazoa; Arthropoda; Insecta; Hemiptera; Pseudococcidae.
CGUGGCCUUGACAGUUGGCUGACCUCGAAGGUUUUUUUUCUCAGUGUCACGUGUGUUUGUUUUGUGUGGGACGUAGUACAAAACUAAUUAGUGAAUGAUAUGAAUAACGAUUAAUUUAUUCGCGAGUCGUUACAUUCGUUGAAAACCUCCCAGAUUAAUCAACAUCGAUGGAUUUCAACGAAGAAGACAGCAUACUUCCGAUCCUGAACCAAGUAAAAGCUUUUCAACAUAAAUGGCUGGCUAAAAACCAACAAUGCGAAACGUUGGAAUCAUUUUAUAGAGAACUCGAAGCGACGAAUAAAGAACUCAAAGCGACCAAUACCGAAAUGAAGGCAUCGUUGAAUUCGAUCGUAGCCAAAAACAAAGAACUCAAAUCAGCUAACGCCGAACUGAAAUCAUCGUUGAGAGAAAAAACCACCGAAACCGAAGAACUGCAGAGUAAAUGCGAGUCGUUGAAAUCGUCUCUGGAGGCAGCCAACGUCGAAUGUGAACAAUUACGUGUAAUUCGAGGAACGACGGUAUCUAAUUUUCUCUCAGCUAACGGUAAAGUGAAGGAUCUGAACGUUAAAUGCAAGUCGUUGAAAUCGUCUCUAGACGCAGCUAACGCCAAAUACGAGCUACUACAGAAAACUCACGAAACGACGGAAUCUUCGCUGGUGUCGGCGAAUUUGAGAAUCAGAGAGUUGGAUAGUAAAUGCACGACGUUAGAAACGCUUUUACAUAAAGUUGACUACGAAAAUAAGGAUCUUAAAAAGAAGAUGGAUAAAUUGAAAACGAGAAGAUUAGAAGAGAAGAAAAAAGUAGUAAAGAUAACGUUGGAAAGAGUACAGGAUAAAUUAUUAAAAAGUCCUUUACAUGUGAUGAUCGAUAGAGUCAAACAUAAUAUAGAAGCAUUGGACGAAAACGCCCGCACUUCUGUAUCCGUUCCUUCGAAGAAAGAUAUCGAAGUUGUUGAUAUCCUAAGCAGCGACUCCGGCGAUGAAUCGACCUUAUCGCUGAAUAGCGAGAAUCAAAACAUCGACGAUCUUCUAUCACCUUGUCGAGUGAAAAAUAAAACUGAACCGUCUGAGCCAUCUGAGCAGGGUAAUUCGAAUGAAACCACCGAGCCAAAUUCAGCAUCGAGCUCGGUACCGGUAGAACCUGCCCUUCCAUAUACGAUCGAACCGUGUGUAGAAUUAACGAAUAGAAAUUCCAAUCGAGUUAAUCGGGUAGAAAUCGACGACGACAUGAAUUACGACUCCGAUAUUAGUUUGAGCAUAUGCGACGAUGUUACCUCGACUACAGCUGAAGAAGAAAACUUGGACGAAUCGUCGGGAAAACUUACCACGUCGACAUCACCUUCAUCGUCGAAUGAAUUUUCGAGUUCGACUUGUAACCCGAUCACAAUCAGUAGUCAGAUAUCUCCUGCCAAAGUGCCUGAACCUGAAACAAACGUCCAACAGAGCAGCGAUCCUGUAAUAUCACAUGCUAGUCACGAUGAAAAUAAUAUCGAGCAAAACAACGUAGAGUCAUCGAACGUUAUUCCUAACGCAGAACCGAAUACGAAUCAAGGUCCCGAAUGCAGCAACUUAAUUUAUGUUAUUUCAGAAGUUCCGAUGGAUAUAUCGAUGAAAGCUCCUGAAAUUAGUUCGGUUUCUGUAGGAGAGCUUGAGACCACGCUUUCAAAUCCGUCCCAAAGUUCAGAUUCGAAUAACGAAGCUCUUUCGAACGCAACCCAAAGUCCAGAUUCAAAUAACGACGAAGCUGUUUCGAUCGAAAUCCCAAGUCCAGAUUCAAACAACGAAGCUGUUUCGAACGAGAACGAAACCCAAAGUAGAAAUAAUUCAGAUCAAGAUAAUAUCGAAGACCAAGUAGACGCUAUCGUCUCAAAAUUGCUAAAAUCUGGCAAUCACCUGAAGGUCAUGCAUCGAGUUGUUAUAACACCGGUUCAAGAAGAAAACUACGAAAGGGUCGGUGUUGAAGUUGGAGUACCUAACGGAUCGAGUCAUUCUUCUCUACCUUCAAUUGCGGAAUCAACGCUGGAGGAUUCUUCUUCGAUGAAGCGUUCGCCUGAUCAAAAACGUCAUAUUAUACCCAGUAAGUUGAAAUGCUGCAGUUGACUCGUUGACUAAUAAUGGUUUGAAAAAUGGAAGAAUUUUUAGAAUAAGUACACCCUUCGUUUAUUAUUGUUAAUUUAUUGUUAAUUAGAACUUCUACCUCAGAUUUGCUUUCCCGAUGUAAAUUAUGAUACGAAUGUUGAUUUUUGUCCGGUAUUAUUUUCCGAAAUAGUACAUGUGUAUAGCUUCCUACCACAGUUGUGUUCUCAAAUAACGUAUUACCCGCUACUAUUUAAUAUUUAUUUUAUAUAAUUAAUUCCUAAUUUUUACGUUUUCGUCGUUUAGAAUUUUCGUUCAAUUAUGUUUAAACACGAAUCUUUUCGUGAAUAUAUUUAUUGAUAAUUUGAUA